AUGGCGUCAUUGAACCGGUCGCUUUUAUCGUUAUCGAAGCGGGUCAUCUGUGAUGUACGUGGCAUGAAGAAAUACCCGUUUCCUGUGACCUAUGAGAGUUGGUUUUCUUUUCUUGUAUAAUUGUUAUCGUUUUAUUGAUUAGAUGUACGUUUUCCACCCAAUGGGCAGCUCAAACUACCUGCCAUGGCCGCAGAACCGUUCUAUGAUGCCGAAAAAGGAGAGAAAAAGUUGCUUUCUCGUUAGUUUUUACAUUAAAGCUUUGAGUUGAUAGGUACAAAUCUACGAAGCGGAUGAUCGAAGCAAGAGGAAUCGAGGAAAUUCACACGGAAUUGAUUCACGAGCAAUAUGGAUUGGCCGCAAUUUCCGGCGGUUUCAUUUCCAGCGACGACUUCAAAUUCCUUCAAGUUGGCUUCCAUUUUUCUUGAUUUCAUGGUUUUUUGGAUUUUCAGGACAGAAUAAACAAGAAUUUGGUCGACAAGCAAUUUGCAGUUUGGCGUGUUGAUCCGCCAUGGCUUCCCAGAACCAAAAAGGCUCAAGGUCUUUCAUAUAGAAAGUCAAAAACCCCUUUAAAUGACCCCAAAAAUAAUUUUUUUGUGUUUCAUUAAGAAAAACAUCCUAAAGGGUUAUUUUUUACUUUUUUUAUAUUCCAUUUUUGAAGUUCAAUUGGAUAAGAUCUUUAAAUUUCGGUUUUCAGGAACCCGGCUGGGUGGUGGAAAAGGAAGUAUCCAGAAAUAUGUUACGCCAGUGAAAGCGAAACGGAUAAUUCUGGAAGUUGGUGGCUACAUUACCGAAAUUGAGGUUUUUUUGAGUUUCGAAACGGUUAAAAAUCGACUUUUUCAGGCCCAAGCUUUCCUUUUUUAUCUUUGCGAAAGAUUUUCAUUCCCCGUUGAGUUUGUGAGCGAAUCCAUGUUGGCGGAACGUCGGAGGAAGGAAGAGCAAGAAAGAUUAUUGAAUAAGAAUCCGUUCAAUUGGGACACUGUCAUAAAGUUUGUUUUAUUUCCAAAGACGGGAAAAUACUUCAGUGGCCACUUAGGAGAUUCCUCAAGAACCACUUGGAGAGGACACUAAAGUGGUCACUAAAACCACUUCUAUAGAAGCCAUUUUUUGCGUCUUAGUGGCCACUACAGUAGUUUUUAGUAGUCUACUAGUACCAAUUAGACUUCUAAAGAGGCCAGUGAUGUUUCGCCACUUAAGUGGUCAUUAUUUCAACUACUAUAAUGACCACUAAAACGUCAAAGCCCUAAAGUGGUCACUAAAAAAUUUCACAGAAGGUGUAAAUUUAAAAUUUCAGGUACAACAUGCAAAAUUGCAGCAGUUGGCUUUCAAAUUACGACAUCGAAUGGAAGGGAAAAUAUCGAUAG
Messenger RNA from Caenorhabditis auriculariae, 1361 nucleotides. The record is from the annotation of a GenBank genome assembly. NCBI's taxonomy places the organism in Eukaryota, Metazoa, Nematoda, Chromadorea, Rhabditida, Rhabditidae.